UCACGACGCGCGUAGGCACGGACGCCCUCUGGUGCUGCCUCUGAACUCACUCACAGCCUCGCAUCUUCCUUCCCUUCGUCUCUUUUUGUUGACUCGCACCCAAGAUGCUCAGCUCGCUUGCCGUCACCAUCAUCGUCGCCACUUGCAUCAACGCUCAGAUCCAUUCACAAUGCUACACCUACUACGCAUCCCAAGGCUCUCUGCCCGCCUCUUACAACACAACGGCAGUGGGCUACCUUCCUGAGCCUAGCGGUCCCGGUGCUUGUGGUACCUACAAGUCGUCAGACGUUGCUGCUUGCCUCUGGUCAGGUAGCGCUGCAGGUGCUACUACCGGUGGUUGGAUCAACCCUGCCGCUGCUUCCAACUGUGGCAAGAGCGUCAUCAUCACGGCCAAUGGCAAGACUGCUCAGGGACAUGUUGCAGAUGGAUGUCACUUUGGCACCGCUGAAGCCUCAUCCGGCUGUCCUCGCAUCCUCUUGACCCUCGGAGCUUUCGAUGCUCUCGCAACGACUCAGGACGUCGCCAAUGGCAAUGUCGGCUCGCUCACGUGGUCUUUCGCGAACGAACCCAUGUGAUCCAAUCCUGCCGAGACGCUACAACGCUCGACUUAGCCGUUGUACGGACAUCUGGGUGCAUUCGUCUGAUGGCAAGUGACGUAGGUCGAAUCGGCGCAGACGACCGACGUGCCGGUAUGGUCGCGCGUGAUGCCACUGCCGAUCUGAUUGAGCGCAUUCAAUCAACGACCUCUCUGUACACGCACUUGCUACACAUCAGGUUGGUCGUCGAGCAGGCUGUCCACUGUGACAGGAUGUUGCAGUCCUUACUACCCAUGAUCUGGUACCA
Messenger RNA from Mixia osmundae IAM 14324, 843 nucleotides. RefSeq lists its product as uncharacterized. The transcript has 5 exons. NCBI's taxonomy places the organism in Eukaryota, Fungi, Basidiomycota, Mixiomycetes, Mixiales, Mixiaceae. The record is from RefSeq and is a predicted model, not a curated record. The coding region runs from base 105 to 575 and encodes 156 amino acids.